AUGGAUAACAAAGGUCAACAUUCGUAUCCUCCUCCACCUUCUUAUCAACCUCCACCUCAAAACCAAAGUUAUCAACCUCCUCAAAACCAGAGUUAUUAUCAACAACAAUCAUACUCACAGCAACCUCAACAAUAUCAAACAUAUCAACAACCUUAUCAACAACCUUAUCAACAACAACAGUAUUAUUCUCCUCAAGCACCUCCACAAACUAUCUAUGCUCCUAAUCAACAACAAAAAGGAAAUAGUGAUGCAUUAUGUUUGGGUUGUCUUGCUGCUCUAUGUUUCUGUUGUGCCAUGGAUGCUUUAUUCUAA
Molecule: messenger RNA, 312 nt
Organism: Halteromyces radiatus
Lineage: Eukaryota; Fungi; Mucoromycota; Mucoromycetes; Mucorales; Cunninghamellaceae
Exons: 2
Coding region: 1-312 (103 amino acids)
Source: RefSeq, a predicted model, not a curated record